Molecule: messenger RNA, 4702 nt
Organism: Aspergillus saccharolyticus JOP 1030-1
Lineage: Eukaryota; Fungi; Ascomycota; Eurotiomycetes; Eurotiales; Aspergillaceae
Product: DNA-directed RNA polymerase
Exons: 2
Coding region: 325-4407 (1360 amino acids)
Biological process (GO): mitochondrial transcription
Cellular component (GO): mitochondrial DNA-directed RNA polymerase complex
Molecular function (GO): DNA-directed RNA polymerase activity; mitochondrial promoter sequence-specific DNA binding
Source: RefSeq, a predicted model, not a curated record
UGGGUUUUCUCCAAUUUGCCUUCACGAUUGUGAUUUUUCUCUUCUUCCUCCUUCCUAUCCUCAUUCCUUUUCUCCUUUGUGUCUUCGGAGGGCUGCAGUGCGGCUUGUCGCAUUGGAAUUGAGGUUUAUUGCCUGUCAAAAAACUUCUUCUCAGUCCAAUCCCAGCCUGCACCUCCUCGUUGAUCUUCGACUCUUCGCGCCUUGUCUCCGCGUAUUCCACUCAAUCAUAUUUUUAUCCUAAUCAUACCUCGUUUCAUCCCGAUAGAAGUCAUCAACUUGCAUCGUUCUUGUUCCUAUUCGUUCUAUUAGCGGCAUCUCUUCAUUAUGUUGUCUCGUGUUGCUCUUCGCAAAGAUGCCCUCGCUCGCGUGCGAGUUGCAGGCCGCUCGGUCUUGCCGUCGCCAGCAACUUUGAGGCUUCAUUCGCAUUCGACACGGCCUGUCUCUUUCACGAACACCUCUUCAGCAAUCUCACAAGAGCGUCCUCGCCGACACUCUCUAAGUUCUAAUCGGACCCUCGCCACCGCCGCAGACCAUGCCCCUGUUGGUCAGGACUCAUAUCUCCCAUUCGAAAAUUCUUCUUUCGACAGUGCCUCCUUGCCUGGCGAGUACUUCGACCAAAGACUGUCCCCUUUCUUCAAACCACUUCCCAGAGGAUUCGAUGCUACGUCUCUGAUCAUCAUGAAGGAUGCAUUGCAAACAAAACCCAAGGUGCAAAAAAAGGUCAAGGGCCUUGGGGGUGACCAGGACGAGAUGCUCGCCAAUUUGGACAUCUCACUUCGCGUCGGCCAGUUUGACAGAUCGGCUUCACUUCUCAAUCGCCUAAAGGACUGUUAUCCUCUCGGAUCAGCGGAGUAUCGCGCAUUGUGUAACCGCCACCUGAACGAAGUCGUUACGCACAUGAUCAAGAACAGGCAGUACGACUUAGUACUUGUCUGUCAGAAGUUCUUCGAAGUAGAUCUUCCUGGGAGCGAUAUACAACCGGAUGGUACCACUUACGCUAUCAUGAUCCGAAUGGCCCUGCACAUGUUCGAAGGUUCCAAGCGUGACCGGACAGUGCGCAGAUACUGGGAGAUAGCCAAGCAGCACUCAUGCGAGGAAGAACUAGUGACUUCCACUGUACUAUCAGAAUCGGACAUGGUGGAGCUCAUUCAGAUUUGUCCUUCCGACCUAAAGCGUGUGGCAAUGGUGGAUCAAAAGAAUGGCAUUGCCGGCGGUGAUAUUCCGGAGCCCGAGCUUCUCCCUCAGAUUAAGGCUACCAAGCAGACUGGUCUUGGUCUUUCAUCCCUUCAGCAAGCCCUCGGAAUCUUUGCCGACCCUUCCAAAGUCCCCAUUUCCUACAAUUCCGACGGUACACAGGAGGAACAGAUGCGUUUGCAUAACCAGGCUCGCCAGCGUCAGCUUGAACAAGAUUCCAUUGAUUCCGCGCUGGCGCGCUGGCGCGCCGAGCAAGAAACGAGGAGAGAAACUGGUUAUAGUGGUGCAGAGAAGCGCUUAGGUCCCCUGCUUGACCAGUGGGUCCGAGGACUGGAAGCCAGAAUCGAAGAAGAAUUGAAGCUUUUCGAGAACUUACUCCAAAAGGGCAACCCACGCAACGCCGCGGAAUUGGACCGCAUGGAGUACGGUAUUUAUCUACGUGCUCUGAAGUCGGAGCGCAUCGCAGCAAUCACGAUUCUGAGUAUCGUAGGGACUAUGAGUCGUUUGGGAGUCGAUCAAGGUGCGAAGUUGGCCGGACUGUGCCAUGGGAUCGGCGCGGAGUUCUAUGAUGAAGUCUUGGCAGAGAGGUCCCUGAAACACCUGAGUGACCGUGGAUAUAGUGCUCGGGGCUUGGAGCAGGUCCUUACGAUGCGCAAGACCUCGGAAGGCCGGGCACGUUGGUGGAACGUUCGCCGUCAACUUGAGGAAGAGGACACAUCUGUUACGUGGUCUGCCCGAGUGAAAGCAAAGGUUGGCGCCACUCUUAUGGGCUUUCUCUUCGACACCGCCAAGACUGCAGUGCCGGUAGUCAACCCUGAGACCCGAAAGAAGGAGUUCAUCAUGCAACCUGCAUUCCACCAUAACUAUCAGAUCCGUUGGGGAAGACGUGCUGGCUACAUUCAUUUACAUCCGUCCGUCGUCGAAAUCUUGCUCAAGGAGCCCCCCGUCGACAUGUUGAGUCGCCACCUGCCUAUGGUUUGCGAACCGAAGCCCUGGAAGGGCUUGGAUGACGGCGCUUAUUUUGUGUACAAAAGUUCGCUCAUUCGUUCGACCCCGGGCGAGACUCUCCAACCCGCGUAUGUGAAAGCUGCAUUGAAAAACAACGGGCUCGAAGAAAUCCGGGAAGGCUUGCGUAUCCUUGGUUCUACCGGAUGGGUCAUCAAUAAAGAAGUCUUCAAUGUCAUGGUUGAAGCGUGGAAUUCAGGUGAAGCCACGGCGAACCUUGCUGCCUUGGAUCCCAACUUCGAUACUCCCCCAAGACCGUCUCCCGAAGAAGGCUAUGAGGCUGAAAAGAAGUGGGAUAGGCUUAUCCAACUCAUGGAGAACCGCAAAGCUGGUAUCCACUCUCAACGUUGUUUCCAAAAUUUCCAAAUGGAAAUCGCCCGCGCUUAUCUCGACGAGACCUUUUAUCUUCCUCAUAACAUCGAUUUCCGGGGCCGUGCAUAUCCUCUUCCGCCUUAUCUCAACCAAAUGGGUGCUGACAAUGCCAGAGGCUUGCUGCUUUUCAGCGAAGCCAAGCCGCUUGGUCCGCAGGGUCUCAGGUGGUUGAAAAUCCAGCUCGCAAACUUGGCAGGGUACGAUAAGGCGAGUCUUGCCGAGCGCGAACAGUUCGUGAUGGAUCACAUGGACGACAUCUUGGACUCCGCCAACAACGGUCUCAAAGGUCGACGUUGGUGGCUCAAGGCAGAAGACCCUUGGCAGUGUCUGGCAGCUUGCAUCGAGCUAAGAAAUGCGCUCCGGCUGCCGGAUCCCAGCCAGUAUCUGUCGCGCUUGCCCGUUCACCAGGACGGGUCUUGCAACGGACUGCAGCAUUAUGCUGCUUUGGGUGGUGAUAAGGCUGGCGCCCAGCAAGUCAACCUCGAGCCUUCCGAUCGCCCAUCCGAUGUUUACACUGGUGUCGCGGAUUUCGUCAAGGCAUCAGUCGCCCGGGAAGCCAGCGAGGGUAACAAGACCGCUCAAUAUCUCAACGGACGGAUCACACGAAAGAUCGUCAAACAGACGGUCAUGACCAAUGUCUAUGGCGUCACAUUCAUGGGCGCGAUGAAACAAGUUCGCAAGCAGCUUGUCGAUCACUAUCCCGAUCUAAGCCUCGAGCAGAGGAGUGAAGGUGCUUUGUAUAUUGCGCGCAAGAUUUUUGAAGCCUUGGGUUCCAUGUUCAACGGUGCCCACGAGCUUCAGUACUGGUUCGGAGAUUGCGCCAGUCGUAUUACUAAGUCGAUGUCACCCACUCAGAUUGAAGAUCUUAUGACAGAAGCGAUGUCCAAGGAGAAUUCCGGCACUAUUGAUCCGUCCAAGAGAUUUCGCAACACCGUCAUUUGGACAACUCCCUUGGGACUGCCUGUGGUCCAGCCUUACCGCGUCCGCUCGUCCCGGCGUAUCAGCACCAGUCUGCAGCAUUUGAGCAUUGUUGAGGCCAACGCGGAUGACACUAUCUCGGCACGCAAACAACUUCAGGCAUUCCCCCCCAAUUUCAUUCACUCCCUUGAUGCUACACACAUGAUCCUCUCCGCUAUUGCUUGCAACCGUGCUGGCCUCUGUUUCUCGGCCGUUCAUGACUCCUUCUGGACCCACGCCUGCGACGUUGACAAGAUGAACGAGCUUCUUCGAGAGGCGUUUGUCCGCAUGCAUUCUGACGAUGUUGUGAAAAGACUCGAGGCGGAAUUCAAUGUUCGGUAUGGUGACCACCUCUUUUAUGGCCGAGUCCUCACCACUAGUAAAAUUGGUAAAGCCAUCACGAGCUGGCGCCGGUCUCAAAGUAAGCAGCUGAACACCAAGCUUGGUGAGCUGUUUACAGAAUACAAGCGACAGGGGUUCCUGAACUCCGAAGAUCCGGAGUUGCAGGCUCAGGGCCGUGAUAUAAUGACUCCGGCCAAGAUCUUCGAAGAGCUUGGCGGCACUGCCGACGAUAUUUGCGUCUCCUCCUCCCUGGGCGAGACGGUUGUUGGCCACAUCCCUGAAAACCCCGACGCCGCAGCUCGUCGGGCAACGGCAGGUUUGGAUGUGGAUGAGACGGAUCCCGCUCUCGAGUCCCUUUUCGGCUCCUUCGAGACCGAGCCAGACCUGCCGGCGGAUGAUGACAAGGAGAUCGAGAAGGCGGCGAAGUCGCAAGCUCGUUACGUGAAUUUCUGGCUUCCGAUGCAGUUCCGGGCAGUUCCCGCGAAGGGCAGUUGGGAUGUGCAGCGGAUCCGGGACAGUCAAUACUUCUUUUGCUGAGAGCUCUUGUCCCUUCUGAGUUGGUGUGUAUGAUUUCCUCUGAAGCCUUUUUUUUUGAUAUCCCUUGUAUAAUCAUGUUGUAUUUGUGUUUGAAUUCGUGAGAUGUCGUUCCUGCAUGGAGUUCUUUGGGGAGUGGCGCAUGGAUGACAUUCUGCGCCGUAUGUAUGUACAUGCAGCUCGGCAUUUAUUACCGACUUUUUCUUUUUUUCUUUUUUUUUUUUUUCUGUAUCCUAGAAAAGCGAUGACUACCACCGGAUGUGUACAUAAACAUAUAUUGUUAUAUUACGUUGAAAUG